Cuscuta epithymum is the source of this 1580-nucleotide messenger RNA. The record is from the annotation of a GenBank genome assembly. NCBI's taxonomy places the organism in Eukaryota, Viridiplantae, Streptophyta, Magnoliopsida, Solanales, Convolvulaceae.
AAGCAUUUCAUCAAUCAAACCUCUUGCGGAAAUCAUUUUAACGCAUUUCAUCAAUCAAAACUCGUUUAAGUUCAUAAAAUCCAUAUUUUAUGAUAAUUUCAGGUGUAGCAAGAACACCGUGAAUAGCUAGCUGUACAUGAUCCUGAGUGAUCUCAGGUAGAUUACGCAAUUUCAGCAAUUUCAGGUGCAGCUAGCAAGAACACCGUGAAUAGCUGUGAUGAGGAGUUCCACUCAGCAAUUUCAGCAGUAUCCCUAAAAUUGAAUGCUAUUACAGGGAUCUCAGGUAGAUUACGCAAUUCAGCGCUGACCGUUGACUGUAAUUUGAAGAAUCUGAAACUGUGAUGAGGAAUUCCAGUCGGCAAUUUCAGUCUAUAUAAACAGAGCAGUUCCUGACCGGUAAGUCAUGUUUUGAGCUCUCAUCUUCUCCAACCCCUCCCUCCGUUCUUUCAUGAUUAUUCUUUGCUUUCUUCUGUUCACUUUAUCGCUGUGAAUAUUUCUUGCUGACAACAUUCUUCUUCUUCCUUGAGUCGGAUGUUUUGGUAAACUGAACUAAACGCUGCUUCUUUCUAUUGCUAUUUCGGUCUUAUUGUUUCGAUUCUAUCCAACUAUACGACCUAGAACACCAAUGAACAAUCUAUAGACCGAGUGAGCAGUACCAUUUCUGGAGAAAACUACAUUCCAGGCAUGCUAGGUCGUCUGCCUCCUUUCAUCUAGCUUUUCAUCUGGAUGAAAUUCACGUCCAGACCAGCAGCUGGGUCUGAAGACAAUCCUCGGAAGUUCUCUUGUUCGGGUAACAAUGCUGGCUUUGGUGAAAACGCACAAGGCAAAGCCCAUUUCAAGAAGCAAGAUGAUUUGAUUGGUGUUGUAGUCUUUAUGGAUCAGGAUGAGGACACCUCAAAAACCACCACUAUAUGCUGCCUAAUAAGAGGCACCACCACUAGAGGAAAGGGAGGUUCGAAAAUGGCUGUUGCAUUACAAAGGUGUGUUUCAAAGCACCAUGAGGAGACCUCAAAAACCACCACUAUGUGCUGCCUGAUAAGAGGCACAACCAGUAAGGGGCCCAGUAGAGGAAAGGGUGGUUCGAAAAUGGCUGUUGCAUUACAAAAGUGUCCGCCAAAGAACCAUCAAAAACUGGGUGCUCGAGCUACUGGAUAUAAGCCCAAUUGUGGCUUCCGUUAGUUAUGUACAUGGCUUGGCACAUUCAACACUGCUUAUGAUGCCGUGGUGGGUUACGUGCAUGCUUAAUGAGCCAUUGCUGCUACCCUUGGAUGUAGUUUGCUUCCUGAAGAAUGUAGUGGAGGAGCAAGAUCAUCAGGACGGUGAUAAGAUGAUGGCGGAUGGAAUAUGGCCUGAGGGCUGAGGCAUGCAGUUUGAACGGCUUACUAGAUCUGCGCUGCUCCAAAUGAAUUAGUUUAUUGAAAUGACAUUGGUCGUAUCUGUACCUGAAUUCAAUUUUGAAUGACAUUGUGUUAAGGAACUAUUUGAAGAACUAAUAUUAUAAUGUAUAUAUGUGUGUGUAUAUAUAAAUUUUGAUCUCACACUCACAAAUGCGUACACAUUACAAUAUCCAUUUUAUAAAC